Messenger RNA from Daktulosphaira vitifoliae (grape phylloxera), 1336 nucleotides. RefSeq names its product josephin-like protein (gene Josd). Gene Ontology annotation, molecular function: cysteine-type deubiquitinase activity. NCBI's taxonomy places the organism in Eukaryota, Metazoa, Arthropoda, Insecta, Hemiptera, Phylloxeridae. The coding region runs from base 277 to 825 and encodes 182 amino acids. The record is from RefSeq and is a predicted model, not a curated record. Gene Ontology annotation, biological process: protein deubiquitination. The transcript has 5 exons.
UAUUUUAAUCAAUACUAAAUGUUUUUAAAUCAUGGGUGUUAAUAGUUGAUGAAACUAAUAUUAUAUUAUAACACAUUGGUAAAGUGUGACAAUGUAUCAGUUGUUAACAUCUGAUAUAUCCGCCUAUGAUAAAACCAUUGAGAAAAGAGUAAAGCUGUCAAUAUUUCGUUAUCAUAAACAAAAUUUUGACUAAGGACCUAAUACUAUAUUGAGGUUUUUUAUAAUAGUCCAAUAACUAAUUCUUAUAGUAAUGUAGUUGUAAAUUAUAAAUGAAUAAUGUUACCUAAUGAUAUUUCAAUUUACCAUGAAAAACAAUCAAAGGAAUUAUGUGCAUUACAUGCAUUAAACAAUUUAUUCCAGUCCAAGGAAGCAUUUAAACAAAUGGAACUAGAUGCUAUUUGCUUUUCACUAUCACCUAACAAUUAUAUAAAUCCUCAUAGAUCUAUUUUAGGCCUAGGAAAUUAUGAUGUCAAUGUGAUAAUUGCUGCUUUACAAAAUAAAGGAUAUAAUGCAAUAUGGUUUGAUAAAAGAAAGGAUCCAAAAAGUUUGAAAUUAGAUCAAAUAUUUGGUUUUGUAAUGAAUAUACCUAGUGAAUGUCGACUAGGGUUUUUGUGGCUACCUUUAAAAAGACGCCAUUGGAUAUCUAUUAAGAAUAUUGGUGGUACAUAUUUUAACCUAGAUUCAAAGUUAUCACAUCCUUCGCAAAUUGGAAAUGAGAGCGAUUUGUUGAAUUACUUCAAAGAUCAACUAUAUAUAAAUGAUAAUCAGUUAUUUAUUGUUGUAUCCAAAGACAACAAUAAUUGGAUUUCUUUAGAUGAAAAUUGAGUUUAAAAAUAAAGGCAUAUGAAAUUUUUUAUUUUUGUUUUUAGUAAAAUUUAAAAUGUAUUAUUAAUUUUAGUAAUUAUGUAAAAGCUUUAUUGUGGUACAUAAUCUUAAUAGAAAUCUCUGUGUAGUUUUUAGAACCAUUCUGUCAAAUUAUUCUGGUGAUGCAUUUGACAAAAAUUUAACUUGAUUUUUUUUAAAGUUAGCUAUUUAUAUAAAAAAAAAGUAUUUAUUGUAUGAUUUGUAUGACAAUUUGUAUGACAAUUUGUAUUUUUUAUUCUUUAUUAACUAUUGUUUUAGUAAAAAUAUUUUUUACUUUAUUAAUUUCAUUGAAAAAUAUAAGAAUGUUAAAAUAGUUUAUACAAAUUUAAAAUUUGUUCUCAGAGUAAAAGCAUUUUACUGCUUAAUGUUUAUUUAUUUUGUUACCACUGUUUUACUAGCAAUGAUAAAUGUUACAUUAAAUUGAGUGCAUCUUAUGCACUUACACAAAAUAUAAGAAUUUAUUUUUUUAUGA